Messenger RNA from Colossoma macropomum (tambaqui), 1996 nucleotides. It is a transcript of the gene clec14a, whose product is annotated as C-type lectin domain containing 14A. The record is from RefSeq and is a predicted model, not a curated record. Gene Ontology annotation, molecular function: calcium ion binding. The transcript has 2 exons. Gene Ontology annotation, biological process: positive regulation of axonogenesis. Gene Ontology annotation, cellular component: cytoplasm. NCBI's taxonomy places the organism in Eukaryota, Metazoa, Chordata, Actinopteri, Characiformes, Serrasalmidae. The coding region runs from base 152 to 1279 and encodes 375 amino acids.
GGGUGGCUAAGAAAGUGCAUACAAAGUAGACGGUCGCUAUGUUGCAGACAGUGAGAGCCAGGAGGCUGACAGAGAGGCACUGCUGACGGACACGAAGCACAGGACAGAGACAUGGAUUACUGGAUUGGAUUAUAUUUUCUCAACUUUCUGAAUGUCGUCUUUAGCGCUCCUGAUGCAUCCUACACUGUACACUUGGAUUACUAUUCAUUUGAAGACGCUCAAACAUUCUGUAAGUCUACUGGUAAAUGGUAUUCUGACCGACAUGGCAAAACCACUGGAAACUAAAAAGAUUCUGAAAGCCAUUGAGGACAAGAGAAACAAAACCUUAACUUCUUUCUGGAUUGGCCUGAAGAAAGAUAGGUCAAAGUGUGUUCAAGCAAAUCUUCCACUCAAGGGUUUCUCCUGGAUUGUGGAUAAUAGCACUGAAUUUGAGGCUGCUAAGUGGAAAUCAGAACCUGGAGGUACUUGCACAAGUGUUCUUUGUGGCCUGCUCUCAGUGAACUACAGUGGCUCUACAAUAGGAAGCUGGCAGUUAGAUUCUGGCAGAUGCAAGCAGACAUAUCCUUUUAUUUGCAAAUAUGAAGGACAGAUUGAGGAAAAGCCUUGCCCUGACCCGUCAAUAAACAAGCCUUUUGACUUCAUGCAAAAAAUGAAUGACCCAUACACUCUUUAUCUUAUUUGUAAAGACACGAAAACUUACACACUGACCUGUUCAGCGAUCACCCGUGAAUGGACACUGGUGAACAGCCCCAAGACAGACAUAUCACGACUCUGUCUGGAAUGUGAAAAGGGCUACAAAAAGAAUGCACAAGGAAACUGUGUGGAUGAAGAUGAAUGUGAACAAUUCCAACCGUGCAAACAUUGCAUUAAUACAGUGGGCUCAUACGUUUGUAAAUGUCCAGAUGGUGCAGAGGAUACUGAUGAAAACUGCAAGAAGGCAAAAGACUCGCACGCUUUUAAGACUAGCCCUGAUGACAUCGAUUUCCAGGAAAAAACAUCAUCCUCUUCUGUGGAGAAGAUGCCUCAACCAGACAGUACAACUGAGAGCAGUGUUCACAUUGAGGGCAGCACUGGAGACCCAUCAAACAUAAUCUUUCCUGUCAUUAUAGCUUUGCUGAUCUUCGUGGUGCUAGUUGUGAUCAUUGCGGGCAUCGUCAAAUGCUGCCUCAUAAGACGCUCUAAGAAACAGGCCAAGAAAAGGGCGGAGGCCUCUAAAGAGUCAAUGGCUCUGAAUGGAUUGGACUCCAUGGAGAAGGUGGACGAAAAAGAGGUGUUCUAAGUGGAGGGGAGCCAGGGCAUUCUGCAGGUGUUAUGCUGCUUCUGCUGCAUUAUGUUUGCCUCCCUAUUUUUCCCCACCCAUUUUCUUUUUGUUUAUUUUGACUGCAAUAUUUCAGAUACUAAAUCAGCUUGAUGUCAUAGAAGUGUUCAUGCUUAAAAUUAAAAAUAAAACUUUUUUUUCUGUUGUUACAACACCAUAAAAUUCCUGCUUUUGGCUCCCUAAUGACCUUUUGAAUGGACGGUUCUUUAAAGGAGCACUCCAGCAUUUUUCACUGGAGUACGCACACAGUCGAUAACCACAGACAAUCAUUUUGAUGCUUUUCACUGUACUUAGAGCAGAGCAGAAAACCCAUUCAUUGAAAACCCACUGGCCUCUAUUAUAAAUAUGGAUUCAUGCUUUUAUGGAUUUCCUAUUAUUUUCUUUGUACAGGAGAAAAGCAUCAAACUGAUCAUCUGUGGUAAUCGAAUGUGUGCUACAGAUGCGAUAGAGUAUUCCUUUCUACAGAACCAUCCAUUGAAAGCUUCUUAAGCAAACCAAAGGUGGUUCGUCUAUGGCAGCGCUCCAUAAAAUCCUUUUUAAUGUUUGAUGAGUGUACUGUAUGUCAACGCUAUCUUCAUGAGAAAGACAAAUUUGAAAACAGGGAGGCUGCUGACAAUGAAAAAGUACAUACAAUGCAGAUUAAACUGUGUAGUGUUUGAAUGUACCCGUAAAAUAAAU